Molecule: messenger RNA, 876 nt
Organism: Eubalaena glacialis (North Atlantic right whale)
Lineage: Eukaryota; Metazoa; Chordata; Mammalia; Artiodactyla; Balaenidae
Gene: IL26
Product: interleukin 26
Exons: 7
Source: RefSeq, a predicted model, not a curated record
AUGUGGGUGAAUUGCAUUUUGAGGUCUGGGUCGCUGUUUGUCACUCUGCCUCUUGCCAUUGCCAGGCACAAGCAAUCUUCCUUCGCCGCAAGUUGCUACCUAAGGGGAACACUGUCCCAAGCUGUUGAUACGCUCUAUGUCAAGGCAGCAAGGCUCAAAGCAACAAUUCCAGAAGAUCACGUAAAAAAAGUACAGUUAUUAAAAAAGAAAACAAAAAACUAUUUAUGGUGAAAAAACGGCAGAUUCCAAGAACAACUACUGUCCUUUUUCAUGGAAGAUAUUUUUGGUCAACUCCAAUUACAAGUUUGCAACAAAACACACUUUGUGGAAGACUUUCACAGCCUUAGGCAGAAAUCGAGCCACUGUUUUUCCUGUGCUUCAUCAGCUAGAGAAAUGAAAUCCAUUACCAGGAUGAAAAGAAAAUUUUCUGAGAUUGGAAAGAAAGGAAUCUACAAAGCCAUCAGUGAACUGGAUAUUCUUCUUUCCUGGAUUAAACAAUUCCUGGAAAGCGGCUCUCGGUGGUUUCCAGGAUCAGGCACCCUCACAGCUGAGUUUGUGCUGUACUUCCACAGAGCUGGGAGUCUCCAUCUUGGUUACAAAGCAUCCUUAGGUGUUCCAUUACUUAGGGACGCCAGAAGAGUCAAAAGGCUGCUGAAGCACGAUAGGAACUUAAACAUCAUCACCGAGCAGAAAACCAACAUCCACGUGCUGGUGCCUAUACACAAACUGUUUUCAGAUACCAAAGGAAAAAGCGUCGUCUUAGUGUGUUUGAGUAAAGACUGGUAUUCUGAAAAGGCAGUUAAGAAGGGAGAAGCUGUUAUCCUUGUGCACAGGGAGGAAACCGUGUUUGGUGGGGUCACUGUGGGCUCAGGGUGA